This is a messenger RNA of Leptopilina heterotoma, 1001 nucleotides long. RefSeq lists its product as uncharacterized. NCBI's taxonomy places the organism in Eukaryota, Metazoa, Arthropoda, Insecta, Hymenoptera, Figitidae. The coding region runs from base 229 to 417 and encodes 62 amino acids. The record is from RefSeq and is a predicted model, not a curated record. The transcript has a single exon.
CGUAUCUAAAAUUUUUGGAAACGAAUAUAGCGGGGAAGUAGAGAGAGCUUCUUUUUGAUAUAUAAACAAAACAAAAACUAAAUAAAGCGUAGGACCAUCUCAGGUUUUCUUCACAAAUUCUCGCAAGAAUUGUGUCUCUAAUUUAGAUACACAUAUAUCUAUUGCUUAAAAAAUAAUAAAUAAUCUCCACCUUUCUCUUCGAAUUAAGAAGAAAAAAAAACUUUCAAAAUGACACAAUAUACACGUCCCAAAGAUUACAAUUUAAAAUUGAUAGACACACUUUAUAAUCAAGUACCAGCAUUUACCGAUGUUUUUGACGAGGAAACUUGGUAUAUUUUCGUUGGUUGCUUUGUGGCAGGCACUAUUAUGCUCGCUUUUCUUUUAUCUCGAUUUAUAACAAUAAAACCUGUCGAUUAAUUUUCUUUCUCGAUUUAUAGAGAAAAUAAUUAAAAAUUUCCUUUCUCUCUCAAUAUUGAAAAGCCAAAUAGACAAUUUAAAUUUAGAGCAAUAUUUAAAGAACAAUAAAACAAAAAUCAAUUCAUAAGCUUAAAACUUGUACACUGGAGCCUGAAUAUGUACUUAUCAUUUGUAGCUAUUUAUAUUUGACAAAACUUUAUACUCAUCUAAAUAUAGAACAAUAUUAAAAUUAAAUGACAAAAAAAAUGUACUUCUAUUUGAAUUAAUUUUACGAUCUCUUUUUUUCCAAGAGCGUCGCAAUAGAUUUCUUGACCAAUAUUUAAUAAUUCGACUGAUGAAUAAAAACUUUAAUAAAUAGAAACAACAACAAGUGAUUAGCCAAAAAAAAGAAAGAGAAAUAUUAGUUGAAUAUUUUCAAUUGCAUGGACUUGAAAAGCCUACAAUUUUAUACUCGUUUAGAUAAUAAAUAACAAUGUUUCGAAUUAUAUAUUAUAUACGUUAAAAAAAACUUAAAAAUAUGUAUUAAAAAUAUUACACUUUUUUUUGUUAACAAUCUAUGUUGAAUAAAUAUUUAAUCAUUUAAA